Messenger RNA from Bactrocera oleae (olive fruit fly), 1203 nucleotides. NCBI's taxonomy places the organism in Eukaryota, Metazoa, Arthropoda, Insecta, Diptera, Tephritidae. The record is from RefSeq and is a predicted model, not a curated record.
AAAUUUUCGAACAAAAACGUUCUUAGUGCAAUCUUUAUUAGUUUGUACCGCAUAAUUGCAAUCAUUACCAAUCCUUAGUAUUUUUAUUUACUUGAUCGCUCUUUUUCUCUACAUUGCUUAAUAGUUUUUAAGUUUAGUUCAGACUUAGCUGAGGGGAAAAGACUUAUAUGGCCACAAGAAGCAACAGCAAAGUUCGACUUGAUACAAAACCGACCUAUAGCUAAACACAAACUUGAAGGUCUUCAGAGUUUCCUACGCCAAAAAAUUUUGCGUCGCGGCGUCCUUAUGAUCUUCGUAUAUUUCGGCACUGAGGCGCUGAAAUUGUGGCUACAUUUUCUCGCUAAUGAUCAGAACUACUCUAUAAAUUUGAUAUUCUAUCUGCUGCCAUUUUAUAUUUGUGGCGUGCGUUAUUUUCAAAUAUUUACCGCUAUUAUGAUAGUGCGCCAUCGCUUAGAUAAACUAGUAACAGCCAUGAAUGAACUGAACCUGUUGAAUAGCAAGCCGAAGCAGAAUACGGGUGGCAGUUCGAAUACAAAUAUAAAAUUCAUAUCACAAGCAUCACCAGUCUACGAAAUAACCGAUUACCUGAAACAUCAGUAUGAUAUGGAGAAUGCAGAUAUGAAGCGCUUGCUUAUCAUACGUGAUCUUUACAAUCGUUUGUGGGAGCUGACGGUCACGCUCAACUACGAUUUUGGUAUUUCAAUAUUGACAAAUGUGGGCAAUGACUUUAUAUCCAUCACCGCAAAUUGUUACUGGAUCUUUUUGAAUUUAAAAACAUAUUCAACAACACUGCAAAAUUUUUUGGAGAUCGCUAGGAGCCUCACCUGGUCCACACCGCAUCUCUUCAACGUACUAAUGUUGGCAUUACUCUGUGAGCGUACGGUUCAGCGGACUACGGCAAUUGCUUUGGGUCUUCAUCGUAUCGAAACCAAUAUUUGGAACGACAAUCAUAAUACCGUGAUCGAGCAAUUCUCUUUACAACUUUUACAUCAAAAGUUGGCCUUUUCAGCCGCUGGAUUCUUUGACAUCAAUUGUUCAUUAGUCUAUACAAUCGCUGGCGCUACAACAACAUAUCUAAUAAUACUUAUACAGUUCCACAUGGGCGAGGAUAAGUUGACGACAAAUUGAAACUGUCAGUUUUAUAAUUAACUAAUCACAAGUACUUUGAAUGUAAAAAUAGAAAUAAAAUAGAUUUAAAUUAAA